AUGGCCGAAGAUGGUGUUGCUCUUCCAACACAGAGAAAGUGGAAUUUUCCGAUCUUUGUUUUCUUCAAAGAUCUUAGGCUUGUCUUAAAGAUGGACUCACUAGGAAAAGAAAUUAUUUUAAUUGCUUUACCUGCAGCCAUGGCAUUAGCAGCCGAUCCAAUAGCUUCUUUGAUUGAUACCGCAUUUAUUGGUCGUAUAGGCCCAGUGGAAAUUGCUGCUGUCGGGGUAUCAAUUGCCAUUUUCAAUCAAGUUUCAAAAGUAGCCAUAUUCCCACUUGUGAGUAUUACAACAUCCUUUGUUGCUGAGGAAGAGACAAUAGAACGAAUGAAUAGAGAAGCAAUCGAAGCUCAAAACACAGAGAAAUGUUCUUCCAAUAAAGAGAAAACUAAAGAAUCAACCCAAGAUGAUGCCAAACUUGAAAACAUGGAAAAUGGUUCAACACUUAAGAACGAAAAGAAAGAGAUGACAACAGAAAAAGAUUUUCCAAAAAGUCCAUGCAAGCAUAUCAAUGUUACAAACAACAUUAAAGACAAGUCGAAGCUAGAAAAACAUAAGCGAUGUAUACCUUCAGCAUCAACAGCGUUGUUGUUUGGAGCAAUACUCGGUCUUCUUGAAACACUAUUACUAGUACUUCUAGCAAGACCAUUUUUGAGUAUAAUGGGUGUGAAAUCAGGUUCUCCGAUGCUAUUACCUGCACAUAAAUAUUUGACACUACGUUCACUUGGAGCUCCGGCAGUUCUUCUUUCUUUGGCAAUGCAAGGAGUUUUUCGUGGCUUUAAGGACACCAAAACUCCAUUAUAUGCCACUGUUGCAGGUGAUGUGGCAAACAUAAUUUUGGAUCCAAUUCUCAUCUUUGCUUGUAAUUUGGGAGUUAGUGGUGCAGCCAUUGCGCAUGUUCUAUCACAGUACUUAAUAUCAACGAUUUUGUUGGUUAAACUGAUGCAACAAGUUGACUUACUACCUCCAAGUCUUAAGGCUUUACAAUUCAGUCGGUUUCUUAAAAAUGGAUUUUUAUUGUUGUUUAAGGUAAUAGCAGCGACUAUUUGUGUGACUUUAGCUGCAUCUUUGGCUGCAAGAUUAGGUGCAACAUCUAUGGCUGCAUUCCAAAUAUGCUUACAAGUGUGGUUAACAUCUUCACUUCUUGCUGAUGGUUUAGCGGUUGCUGGACAAGCAAUAAUUGCUUCAUCAUUUGCUGAAAAGAACUAUGAGAAGGCAACAGCUGCAGCAGCUAGAGUAUUACAGAUGGGAUUCGUGAUGGGUUUGGGGCUUUCUCUUCUUGUUGGACUCGGUUUGGAAUUUGGUUCUGGAGUGUUUACAAAAGACAUAAAUGUUAAACAUAUCAUUGCGAUAGGUGUUCCGUUUGUUGCUGGCACACAACCAAUCAACGCAAUAGCUUUCGUGUAUGAUGGAAUUAACUUUGGUGCAUCAGAUUUUGCUUAUUCUGCAUACUCAAUGAUCCUAGUGGCUAUAGGGAGCAUUGGAUCGUUAUUUGCUCUGUACAAAGCUGCUGGUUUUAUCGGAAUAUGGAUCGCUCUCUCCAUUUUUAUGGGCCUACGUGCCAUUGUAGGCAUAUGGAGGAUGGGAACAGGAACAGGCCCAUGGUCGUUUCUUAAGAACUAGACUUUUGUUGUUGUGUAUGGAAAAUGGUAAUAAAAGAACAAAUUAUCAUAGGAUGUUGUCGCUCCUUUUGUAAAUUUGUAUCUCCAUGGUUUUGGCUCAUAUGACAAGUUUUACCUUACCUUUGUUUGGAACGUCUUUUGCUUUAAAAUCCUUUUUUAUUUCAUCCGUUAUGGUGAAACAAUAUUAGAAAAAGGUGAUGCUUCUUACAAAAAUUUCCAAG
Messenger RNA from Lactuca saligna, 1840 nucleotides. Lineage: Eukaryota; Viridiplantae; Streptophyta; Magnoliopsida; Asterales; Asteraceae. The record is from the annotation of a GenBank genome assembly.